Phytophthora nicotianae INRA-310 is the source of this 726-nucleotide messenger RNA. RefSeq lists its product as hypothetical. Lineage: Eukaryota; Oomycota; Peronosporomycetes; Peronosporales; Peronosporaceae. The coding region runs from base 1 to 726 and encodes 241 amino acids. The transcript has 2 exons. The record is from RefSeq and is a predicted model, not a curated record.
AUGGAUGUUCAGACAGAGAAACUUCGGCUCGCCAUGGAUUACGCCGAGCAGAGGCAGUACAUCAUCGACGCCUUGGGCAAGCAGAUUGAGAGGAAGCGCGAGGUCUUCAAGACGACGGUCAGUGCGAACACUGAGAACACUUGCAAGCUACAUGAUCUGCUGCUCAAGUCCACGCAGGGUACCUGGGUCGAUGCUAACACUGCUGCGCUCAUCGCCGAUCCGACAGACCGCAAUUUACAGUUACUUCGUCCCAACCGCGCUCUUCAAGGAUUCGUUAGCUUCGCCGGCAUGAACCCCACUCUCGUCAUUCAAGACACGCUCCUCGCUCUUCAGCGAUUCCAACAAAAGGCGGGCGACCAAGAAGAUCCGUUCGCCCUUGCUGAGGCUCUGAUCAAGACUGCUCAACAAGUUCAGAGCAGUGCUUCCAAGCGUAGCCGUCAUGGAAGUAACGACGGCAGCUCCGAUGAUACAUCUGAAGAGAAGACCCCAGUUUCGUCUGGUCGGGCUACCAGAGCAGCGUCAACAGCUGAUGUUGGCAAAAGAUCGCCUGCGGCUGCGUCAAGUCCAACUCCCAGUCACCGAGGUCUUCACAUGUCAAAGGCUUGGAAGAACAAGCCGAAGUCCAAGCGUCAGAAGACUGCCUCGCGCUCGCCGGCUUCCGUUCGUUCACGCUCCAACCAGGUUUCUCGCGGUUCUACAUCUCGGCCGCCCGCGCGUUCGCCUUAG